AUGUCCGUGUUCGUGCCUGCACCUGUGCUAAUGCCGGAACAUGACUCGCGGCACCCGUUCUACCCGGUGCUGGAGCAAGGCGAUCGAGUCGCGCUCAAGGUGGUCAUCCUCGAGGAAUACGACACGAACCUCUCCAGGCUGAGGCUGAGGCUGUUGGUCACGAUGAUGGUCAUCAAGCGGCAAGACCAUGUGCUUUUUGACAGGCAAGAUGCGCUCAUCGAGAAGCUGCAUGGUCUCAAUCAAAACGACUCUGCAACGGCGGAUCGCUGGGCACAGCUCGCGACGGGGAUCCAGGCCGCGGCGAUCGCGCUGCUGUGGCAGCCAGAUGUGGGGUUGUUCAGGGACAACGAGACGACGACGCUCGAGCCGCAGGACGGGAACGCGUGGGCAGGACAGUAUGGGGCGCCUGCACCGGGGGUGGCGGACGCGGUGUCCCCCUUCAUCUCUGGGUUCGAAUUGGAGACGCACUUUGCGGCGAACCGGACGACGGCGGCGCUCACCCUCAUUCGGAAUAUGUGGGCGGACUUCAUGCUUGACGACCCGCGGAUGACGAACAGCACGUUCAUCGAGGGGUACUCUACGAGCAGAGAGCCGCAUUAUGCGCCGUACGGGGAUGAGGAUGCUCGGAUCUCGCUCGCUCAUGGGUGGGGAACGGGGCCUACGAGCUCGCUUACGACGUAUGUCGGUGGCAUCCAGCUUGUGGGCGCGGCGGGAGCUACGUGGGCGAUCGUGCCUCAGGUGGGCGACUUGACGCACGUCGAUGCCGGGUUCUCGACCACUCUCGGUCGAUUCUCUUCGAAGUGGCUCGCCAACGGAACGGUCUUCCGUAUUGAAAUCAGCACGCCUCAGGGGACGACGGGCACCGUCGGUGUACCUCUUCCAGGUAACUACACGACAGCGACGCUUAGCAGCGCAGAUGGCGGGGGCGAUGUCGUGCGCGCGGACGAGUCGGGGAGGUAUUGGAUUAGGGACCUGGCUGGUGGAGAACAUCGGUUCGUUGUGGUCGGGUGGUGAAAUUCGUAUCCAUUCUGAGUCGAUGAUGUCUAUCGAGUCGCUCAAAAUCCAAAUUCUAGCAUCAC
Molecule: messenger RNA, 1079 nt
Organism: Dichomitus squalens LYAD-421 SS1
Lineage: Eukaryota; Fungi; Basidiomycota; Agaricomycetes; Polyporales; Polyporaceae
Exons: 6
Coding region: 1-1014 (337 amino acids)
Biological process (GO): carbohydrate metabolic process
Source: RefSeq, a predicted model, not a curated record